CGCCAGUCUCCGGCGUGGUGAAGAGAAACGGGUACGGAGCGCUGGCCGAGGGCUGUGCUGCUUGCCCGGGCACGCCUGGUCGCACCGUCCGCCAAGCAAAUUUCGGCGCUAGACGUAGCGCGACAUUUCGGUCGGUCUCUACCGCCGCCUUCAACACCCCAAGACGAGCUUGCAGCUGUGGAUGAACACGGUCGAGCGCCUUCCGUUAUACCCCUUCACUCCCGCAGUCGCUGCAGUCAGCGUGCAGGGAUUGCUCUGAAACCUCACCCAAAAACGUACGUGUCGACGACGAAGGCGGGGGCUCAACGUCCACCUUCGCUCAUCCGGACGACUCUCCCGAUCCCAACCGUUCGAGCUGCGAUUAACCUAAGGCUUUGAGCAGAAAGAGUCUCUGACAUUGCUCUCCAGCAGGAACCCCGCCCCCGCUGCUCGAUCCCAUGGCUCAAGGCACGAAAGGCCCGGCCACAUCAACGGCUCCCCCGAACGGCGUCUCAGUCUCGCAUGCUCCCGCUCCCGGCGGCGUCAACCGCAAGAAACAAAAGCGACGAGAGAAGGAGGCUGCGAAGAAGGCCGCCGAGGCGCAAAAGCAACACGCAGUGGCCCCGAACAACGGCCUUCCCCCUCCGGCUCAAACUUCCGCGGCGCACCACCCGCCUCAGUCUCGCCAGCCAGCACCGCAAUAUGUAGAUCCCGAGUUCGACGAGCCCGGCUAUGACGACGAGGGAGAGUUCUACUCGGACGAGGAGGGGGAGCAGUAUGAACAGGACUAUGCCGCGAAUGGCCACUACCAGCCUGGUUAUGCCCCGGCUCCGGUGGCGAGUGGUUUGGGAAAGAAGUCCAAGAAGAAAAAGAGCGGCCCCCCUACAGCUCCCCAACCGGCAUAUCACCCGUCUGCCGCUCCGCGCCAGCACCUCCCGCCGCAGACCUCGGUCUUGACGUCGCACAGAGCGAAUUCAAAGAAGGACCGCAUAUGGAACACCACGACCCAGGAGGAGCGGGAGCGCAUACGCGAGUUCUGGUUGUCCCUCAGCGAGGACGAGCGCAAGUCGCUAGUCAAGAUAGAAAAGGAAGCGGUCCUGCGGAAGAUGAAGGAACAGCAGAAGCACUCGUGCAGCUGCUCGGUAUGCGGACGGAAGCGGACGGCAAUCGAGGAGGAGCUAGAAGUGCUAUAUGAUGCAUAUUAUGAGGAACUCGAGCAUGCACCCCAUCCCCGAUCCAUCAUGACCACACACCCCCCGCCCGGUCAUUAUGACGAUACCGACGACCUCUCUCAAGGCGAUGAAGAGGAGGGAGAUCAAGACUUCUCGAAUAGUGAGAUAUCAUCCGAAGAAGACUACAGCGACGAUGAGCGAAGCUUACCACCGCCCGAAACAGCGGAUUUCCUGCAGUUUGGCAGCAGUCUGCAAGUCAAAGGUGGAAUCCUGACGGUCGCCGACGAUCUACUAAAGAACGACGGGAAGAAGUUCAUCGAGAUGAUGGAGCAGCUCGCCGAGCGUAGAAUGCAACGCGAGGAAGAAGCUCAAUACGCAGCCCAUCCCAGCAUGUACAGGUCUCACAAUACCCAUAGCCACGGCGGGCCGCCCGAAGACGAGGAAUACGACGACGAGGAGGACGAUGAAGAAGGGUACGAGGAUGGGGAUUACGAAGAGGAUGAGGAGGAUGAGGAUGACACCAUGACAGAGGAGCAGCGAAUGGAGGAGGGCAGGCGAAUGUUCCAGAUAUUUGCGGCCCGAAUGUUCGAACAGAGGGUUCUCCAAGCGUACCGAGAGAAAGUGGCUGCCGAACGCCAGCAGAGACUCCUCGAGGAGCUAGCAGAGGAGGAUGAUAAGAAGGAGCAGAAGGAGGCCAAAAAGGCGAAGGAGGCCCAAAAGCGCAAGGAGAAGAAAGAGAAGCAGAAGCAGGCUAAGGCAGAAGAGAAGGCGCGCAAGGAAGCUGAACAGGCCGCUAAAGAAGCUGAAGUUAAGGCUGCUGAGGAGAAGCGUCUGGAGGAACAGCGGAAAAAGAAAGAGGAGCAACGGAAGAAAAAGGAGACCGAGCGCAAAGCCCAGGAGGAAGAGAGGCAGCGCAAGGAAGCCGAGCGCCUCAAGCGACAGCAAGAGGAGCGUGAGCGACAGCAAGAAGCCGAGAGGAAGGCCCGCGAGCACAAGCUUCUAGAGAAGAAGGCUAGAGAAGAGGCCAAGCGAAAAGAACGCGAGGAACGUGAAGCAAGGGAAAAGGACGCUCGCGAGAAGAAGGCUCAAGAAGACAAGGAGCGUCGGGAGCGCGAAGCCAAGACCAAGACAGAAAAGGAGCGCAUUCGGAAAGAAGAGCAGGUCACUGCCACUGCCCAGAAUGCCGCUACACCUGUGAGGAAGGCAUCACAACCAGUUGCCGUAGCUCUACCACCCCAGCUGCUUAAACAGUCUUCGUCGACGGGGUUCCCUUCCCCUCACGUAACCCCGGCCGUUCCGAAGGCGCCUACGCCUAGUCGACCUCGCCAGAGCUCGCAGCAGGGUUCACACGGAUCUUCUCCAAAGACCUCACAGGUUGCUCCAGGCACGAGCAAAUCAAUGUCUCCGGCGUCGCAGGGGCAGAACCCAGUUGUGCCCAAGUCAAUUUUGACGAAGCCCCAGACAUCGCAGCAAGCAACGCCUGUACCUAGUGCUCAGCCUACGUCUCCAAUGCCGCCAAUGGGACCUCCGCCAGGAAUGCCAGUGCCUCUGGGGAUGGGUAUGGGCAAUAUGCCACCGGGACUCAACGGAUAUCAUGGUCAGGGCUCGAUGAUGCCUGGUAUGAUGGGGCCUAGCCGCAACAUGCCCAUGUUUCCCCCUCAGCCUGGAGCCCAAAACUUCCGCCCGUUUCCCCCGCCAGGAAUGCAUGCGCCGAAUGCUAUGCCAAUGGGACGCGGAUUUCCUAUGGAAGGGCCGCCUCCUGGUUUUGGACCGAUGCCCGGGUUUGGAGUACCGAAUCAGAUGCCUGGAUUUGGUGGCAUGGGAAUACCGACUCACUCACGACAAGCCUCUGGAUCAUUCGAAAAGCCAAAUGCGGACAGUCCGAUUGCGGCACCCCCAGCCCAGCCUAUUCAGCGACCCGCACCCAUCCAGCGCCCUUCCAGUGUUAAACCUGGCGAAGAAAACAAGGCCCAAGGUGCGGAUGUCGAUGAGCUUGCGAAGCACCUCGGCAGUAAGGCUCUACUAGACGACGAGGAAGACAUGCCCGGAUUUCCGGAGGCCGCGCGCCGAACGAGUUUGCAGCAGCACGGCUCUCUGAGAGGCGCUCCCCUGGGUUUUGGCUUUCCGGACGCCCCAGGUCAACCUAGGCCAGAUUUGCAAGGGCCUUUCGGAGGUUCAAGCAACGCGAGCGUCUGGGGAACACCGCCAAUGCCGUUCCCUAUUCCAGGUGGAUCGGGGUGGGGUAACUCGCCGACUUCCAGCAUAUUCAGCAACCCCUUCUCCAUGAUGGGCGCACAGCGAGCAAACGAGCAACGCGGGUCGAGUGAACAGCGGCUGGUGUGGCUUCGUCGAAUAGUGUGCUCGACUUGCAAGAUGCUGGCGAUGCGGCAGCCAGGUACGGACGGCUACGUGGAUGCCGGAGAUGUCCACGCUCAUAUCGAGUCGGCCCGCGCUCCGUCUGAGCCUUCAGUGUCGCCUCAAGAGAUCAAGGAGGCUUGCGACAUCAUCGGCGACGGCCAGAACGGUGGAGGAUCUCUCGAGUACAAAGAGGCGUCUCCUGGGCGGCUUUCCCACAUCAAGUUCGUCGACGCUGGUGGUCCACCGCCCACACUGGGCGAGAUCGGUAGUCCCGUUCCGGGCCACAGUGUGCCUGUAGGCGGAUUCGGUGGUGCUAGGCCGUUCCCCGGUCUGGGUCCCCAAGGCUUCUAGGGGCCCGAGUUGCUCAGGUGUCUGCGUUAUGCAUCACGUGUUCCAAUAUCCCUCAGUGUUCCCAAUGCUUUCCUUUGGCAUGGCUUACGUAGGUGCAUUACCUGGAGUUAGAUAGCUCUAGGUAGUUUAUCUGUACCAUCUUCUCAACGGGAGUCACCUCCCAAAAGAGGUCACUUCUCCAGUGCAACUGUCAAUUUUGCUGUGAUUAAUUGUUGAAUUGUGGAUAAGCGUAUUA
Messenger RNA from Trematosphaeria pertusa, 4095 nucleotides. RefSeq lists its product as uncharacterized. The transcript is spliced from 4 exons. The record is from RefSeq and is a predicted model, not a curated record. NCBI's taxonomy places the organism in Eukaryota, Fungi, Ascomycota, Dothideomycetes, Pleosporales, Trematosphaeriaceae. The coding region runs from base 438 to 3860 and encodes 1140 amino acids.